AUGGGCUGCUUCGGUGGCUCCAGCUCGAAAAACGAUGCCGAAGAAGACAAGAAGCGGAAGGAGGCCAACAAGCGCAUCGAGAAGCAGAUUCAAAAGGACAAGCAGAUCUACCGGGCCACCCAUCGGCUUCUCCUCCUUGGCGCCGGUGAGUCCGGGAAGAGUACCAUCGUCAAGCAGAUGAGGAUAUUGCACGUCAAUGGCUUCAGUGAAGAUGAAAAACGGCAAAAGAUUGACGACAUUAAGAAGAACAUCCGAGAUGCCAUCUUGACGAUAACCGGCGCCAUGAGCACCCUAGUGCCGCCCGUACAGCUGGAGAAGGUGGAGAACCAGGAGAAGGUGGACUACAUCCAAGAUGUGGCCAGCAGUCCUGACUUUGACUAUCCAGCGAUUUUCUACGAGUCCACGGAAGAGCUGUGGAGGGACAGAGGCGUCCAGGCGGCCUUUGAACGGUCCAAUGAGUACCAGCUGAUAGACUGUGCAAAAUAUUUUUUAGACCGAGUCCACAUUGUGAAGCUGCCCGACUACACGCCCUCCGAGCAGGACAUCCUCAGAUGUCGUGUGCUCACCUCGGGCAUCUUCGAGACGAAGUUUCAAGUGGAGAAGGUUAACUUCCAUAUGUUCGACGUCGGUGGGCAACGCGACGAGCGCCGCAAGUGGAUUCAAUGUUUCAACGAUGUCACUGCCAUUAUCUUCGUGACUGCCUGCAGCAGUUACAACAUGGUGCUCAGAGAGGACCCCAACCAGAACAGGUUACGAGAGUCACUCGACCUCUUCAAGAGCAUCUGGAAUAACAGAUGGUUGAGGACGAUUUCGGUGAUUCUCUUCCUCAACAAGCAGGACCUGCUGGCGGAGAAGGUAAAGGCGGGCAAGUCGAAGAUUGAAGACUACUUUCCAGAGUUCUCGCACUACCAGACACCACCAGAUGCCGUCUUCGAUCCUGGUGAAUCUCCCGAGUUUAUUAGGGCCAAAUACUUUAUUCGGGACGAAUUUU
This is a messenger RNA of Rhagoletis zephyria (snowberry fruit fly), 991 nucleotides long. Its product is annotated as guanine nucleotide-binding protein G(s) subunit alpha-like. Gene Ontology annotation, biological process: adenylate cyclase-activating dopamine receptor signaling pathway; sensory perception of chemical stimulus. The record is from RefSeq and is a predicted model, not a curated record. Gene Ontology annotation, cellular component: heterotrimeric G-protein complex; cytoplasm. Gene Ontology annotation, molecular function: G protein-coupled receptor binding; GTPase activity; GTP binding. Lineage: Eukaryota; Metazoa; Arthropoda; Insecta; Diptera; Tephritidae.